Molecule: messenger RNA, 724 nt
Organism: Physeter macrocephalus (sperm whale)
Lineage: Eukaryota; Metazoa; Chordata; Mammalia; Artiodactyla; Physeteridae
Product: netrin-G2
Exons: 7
Biological process (GO): tissue development; animal organ morphogenesis; substrate adhesion-dependent cell spreading
Cellular component (GO): basement membrane
Source: RefSeq, a predicted model, not a curated record
AUGGUGAAUCCGGGAGUGUUUGUCCCGAAGGAGACUCGUGGCAGGUGCAAGUGCAACCUGCAUGCCAACCUGUGCUCCGUGCGCGAGGGCAGCCUGCAGUGCGAGUGUGAACACAACACCACGGGCCCUGACUGCGGCAAGUGCAAGAGGAGCUUCCGCACACGGUCCUGGCGGGCUGGCUCCUACCUGCCGCUGCCCCACGGCUCUCCCAAUGCGUGUGCCGCCGCGGGCUCCGCCGUUGGCAGCACCAGCAGGUCCCGGAAAGGCCCCGCCCCCAAAGGCCCUGUGGCCGCUGUGGCCGCGGGGGGGCCCCCCACUCCUGCCCCUUCCACAUCCACUGCUUGGGCCCCCGUGGCCCCCAGCACCCCACAGCCCACAGAGUGGAUCAGGCCAUCUACCGCUGCCCCGCUCUGGGCGGGCGCCCCCUGGCCCCAGGUGUCCUCCAGUGCAGAAGCUGCGGGCACCUCCGCUGCUGCCCCCGCCCCUGCCAAGGCCUCCAGACUUUUCCAGCUCAGGCCCAAAUCUCCUCAAGUGAUGCCUAUUGAAGAAUUCGAAGACUGCGAGUGCUAUGGCCACUCCAAUCGCUGCAGCUACAUCGACUUCCUGAACGUGGUGACCUGCGUCAGCUGCAAGCACAACACACGAGGCCAGCACUGCCAGCACUGCCGUCUGGGCUACUACCGCAACGGCUCCGCGGAGCUGGACGACGAGAACGUGUGCAUUG